CUGACCGAGCAGCAGCAAUGGCGUCCCACUUCCCCUCGCUCGCCGGCCUCCUCGCCCACCCCCCGCUGCUCCUCUAUGCCAUCACGUGGUCCGCCGUCGCCGCCAUGUCCGUGGCCGUGGCGGCUCUCGCGCCCGAGCUCGCCUACGUCUGGGGCAUCGCGCCGGGGGCGCCGCUCACCAAGGCGUGCCCCGAUGGCAACUUCGCGGGCGGCAGCAUCGGGCUGCCGUGGGACGCCGUCUGCGUGCCCGCUGGCCUCUUCGGCCGGACCGUGCCCGACGUGGUCGUCCUGCUUGUUUUCGCCGUCGUGGUUGUCGCCGGCGCCACCGCCUUCACCGCCGCCGUCGGCGUGUGGGGGGACGAUGACAACGACAUCGAGAUCACUAAGGUAGGACAGGUGUAGUAGACUAUGAUGCUAGCACUCGAGAUGUACUUGUAGGAGAUAUGCCCUAGAGGCAAUAAUAAAUGUUAUUGAAUAUCUCUCUGUUCAUAAUUAGGUUUAUGUUCCAUGCUAUAACUACUAUGGUUCUCGAGUCUACAAUAACCACG
Messenger RNA from Aegilops tauschii subsp. strangulata, 547 nucleotides. RefSeq lists its product as uncharacterized. NCBI's taxonomy places the organism in Eukaryota, Viridiplantae, Streptophyta, Magnoliopsida, Poales, Poaceae. The record is from RefSeq and is a predicted model, not a curated record.